GGGGGUUCUCAGAAGCUGCCUGUGCUGCUGGGGCCUUUUCUGUAGCCAGAGCUGCCACUGUGAUGUCUUUGUCUCUCCUCUCCGGGGGCUGAUGCAGGACAGCAGGAGGCUCUGCUCUCUGGGACCCUUUGCAUCUGGAAAGACACAGAGGGGCCAUGGGGGCUCUUGGUGUCCUGGGCUGGCUGCUGCUGCUGCUGCUGCAGGUGGUGCCCUGGGUCACAGGUGCCUGUCCCUGCAUCCCCAAGAGCUUUGGCCAGGAUUCCAUCGUGUGCGUUUGCAAUGCCACCUACUGCGACACGCUGGACCCCGUGGUGCUGCCAGCCCGCGGCACCUACGUCAAGUACGAGAGCAGCAAGGCUGGCAAGCGCCUGGAGCGCAGCGAGGGCAGCUUCCAGCACAGCCUGCACGCCCCAGGGCUGCUGCUGACGCUCAAUGUCUCUGCGCUGUACCAGCGCUUGAAGGGCUUCGGUGGGUCCCUCUCCGACUCUGCUGCCCUCAACAUUCUGGCGCUGUCACGGCCAGCCCAGGACCAGCUGCUGCGCUCCUACUUCUCCGAGAGUGGGAUCGAGUACAACCUCCUGCGACUCCCCAUGGCUUGCAGUGACUUCUCCACGCAUCCCUACAGCUACGACGAUGUCCCCAACGACUAUGAACUGAAGCACUUCAGGCUGGCAGAAGAAGAUGUGACAAUGAAGAUCCCUCUCCUGCACCGAGCUUCAGCCAUGAGCAAGCGACCUCUGUCCCUGAUAGCCAGCCCCUGGACCACGCCAGCCUGGAUGAAGAGCAACGGAGAUGUCCGCGGGAAGGGCACCCUGAAGGGGCAGGCAGGGGACAAGUACCACAAGACCUGGGCCAACUACUUCAUCAAGUUCCUGGAUGAAUAUGCCAAGCACAAUGUGACCUUCUGGGCAGUGACAGCACAGAACGAGCCCCUCGCAGCACUCCUCACGCCUCCCCAGUUCCCCACCAUUGCCUUCACUGCUGCCAGCCAAAGAGACUUCGUGGUCCACGACCUGGGCCCCGCACUGGCCCGCAGCGCCCACCGCACCCGGCUCAUCAUCAUGGACGACCAACGCAUCCACCUCCCGCACUGGGCCAAAGUGGUCCUGGGCAAUGCCACUGCUGCCCGCUAUGCCGCUGGUGUGGGAAUUCACUGGUACCUGGACAGCAUUGUCCCUGCCAGCUGCCUGGAUGCCACCCACAAGCUCUUCCCUGACCAUUUUCUCCUCUACACGGAGGCCUGCAGUGGAGUCCUCACCCUACGGUUCUCUGUGUCCCUGGGCUGCUGGGAGAGAGGGGUGCACUACAGCCACAGCAUCCUGACGGUAUGACCCCCACCCCCCAACACACCCUGUCCAGGUCUGGGGCCCCACU
Molecule: messenger RNA, 1374 nt
Organism: Pogoniulus pusillus (Red-fronted tinkerbird)
Lineage: Eukaryota; Metazoa; Chordata; Aves; Piciformes; Lybiidae
Product: lysosomal acid glucosylceramidase-like
Exons: 8
Coding region: 156-1331 (391 amino acids)
Biological process (GO): glucosylceramide catabolic process
Molecular function (GO): glucosylceramidase activity
Source: RefSeq, a predicted model, not a curated record